Messenger RNA from Sinocyclocheilus rhinocerous, 904 nucleotides. It is a transcript of the gene ntaq1, whose product is annotated as N-terminal glutamine amidase 1. Gene Ontology annotation, molecular function: protein-N-terminal asparagine amidohydrolase activity; protein-N-terminal glutamine amidohydrolase activity. Gene Ontology annotation, cellular component: nucleus; cytosol. The record is from RefSeq and is a predicted model, not a curated record. The transcript has 6 exons. The coding region runs from base 146 to 763 and encodes 205 amino acids. Lineage: Eukaryota; Metazoa; Chordata; Actinopteri; Cypriniformes; Cyprinidae.
UGUCUAAAGUUCCUUACGGACAAAGUAAACUGUAACAAACACAUACUGUACGAUUACAACGCGAAUCGCUUUAGUGUUGUUUAUACUGUUUUUUUUUUCUUCUUAAUGUCGUUAUAAUCAAAAGACAUCACAGUAUAGCAUGUGAAUGGAAAGAAUGAACGCAGAAAGCGCCCCGUCUGAAUAUACAAUUAUCACUCCGUCUAGAAACCAGUGUGUAUACACCAGCUGUUACUGUGAGGAGAAUGUGUGGAAAUUGUGUGAAUGUGUCAAUGAUCAGGGCACUUGCUCGUUGGAUGAAGUGUAUGCAGUCUUUAUAUCUAAUGAAAAAAAAAUGAUACCCAUUUGGAAACAAAAAUCCAGUCGAGGGGAUCAACCAGUAAUCUGGGAUUACCAUGUUAUUCUUCUACACGUAAAUAAACAAGGACAGAGCUAUAUAUAUGAUUUAGACACCAUCCUUCCCUUCCCUUGCUUACUUGAUGUAUAUUCAAAGGAGGCCUUUCGUUCUGAUGAGCAUUUAAAACCUGCUUUCUGGAGGAAACUUCGUGUCAUACCAGGCGACAUCUACAUGAAGAAGUUUGCUUCUGAUCGGUCACAUAUGAAGGACUCUGACGGGAACUGGCGUAUGCCGCCCCCACCAUACCCAUGUUUAGAGACAUCAGAAUCGAAAAUGAAUCUUGAUCACUUCAUCUGCAUGGAUGCUCGAGUGGGAUAUGGAGAGGUUUACAACCUUUCAGACUUUGUUCAACACUUUGGAGUGAAGUAAUUUUUUUUUCUUUAUGCCAACACUUUAUGUUGAAAAAUGGGCAUGAACAUAGCCUCGGGGAAAGAUCCCAUUAGCAAGGACAGUACUGUGACGAAGCGGGUCUUGAAAUGCAUAUCCUUUGCCUGUCAAAUUCUUUUUUUU